Cynoglossus semilaevis (tongue sole) is the source of this 3218-nucleotide messenger RNA. RefSeq names its product DEAD (Asp-Glu-Ala-Asp) box helicase 21 (gene ddx21). Gene Ontology annotation, molecular function: RNA binding; ATP binding; RNA helicase activity. The transcript has 16 exons. Bases 101 to 2398 code for a protein of 765 amino acids. The record is from RefSeq and is a predicted model, not a curated record. NCBI's taxonomy places the organism in Eukaryota, Metazoa, Chordata, Actinopteri, Pleuronectiformes, Cynoglossidae.
GAGAACAAGGCUCCACGCUCCGCCUCUGCGCGUUCCUUUUCACCCGCGUGCCCGAGGAGUGCCUCUGUGUCUACGCUGAAGGGUUCCAUCGAGAAAGAAAAUGCCAUCAAAAGUCAUUAUUGACAACAAAGAUCAAACUAUGGAGGAAGAAGUAGACACUGUCAUCGAGGCCAAACCUGUAAAGAUCAAGACCAAAGAGGGCAAGAAAUUGAAGAAGAUGAAGGUGCAGUUGGAGGAGGAGAAGGAGGAAGAGGAGGAGGAGCAGCAGCAGGAGGAAGAGGAUCCAGACUGUGAACCUCCAGCACCUAAGAAGAAAAAGAAAAAAGACAAGCUGGCAGCGGACCAAAUGAACGGCCACACAGACGAGGCCACAGAUCUGAAUGGAAACAGCAACGACAUUGAGACACCUAAGAAGAAGAAAAAGAAGAGCAGUGAAGGAGACAUAGAUAAGGUGCAAAAGAAAGCAGACAAAGAGGCAGCAGUUAAUGGACAUUCCAACACAACCACCCCUGUACAGACGCCCAUGCAGACACCAGCCCAGUCGAGUGACGAGUCGGCCAGUGACAGCGAGAAAGAACCGGAGUUGACUCCAGAGCAAAAGGAAGGCGAUUUCUCCAACUUCAGGAUUUCUCCCUUCACCAUCACUAAACUCAAAGCUCGGGGAGUCUCUUACCUGUUUGAUAUUCAGGUGAAAGCUUUUAAUCAUGUUUAUGAUGGAGAGGAUGUGAUUGGCCAAGCCCGAACAGGAACCGGGAAGACGUUCUCCUUCGCCAUCCCCCUGGUGGAGAAGCUCCAGAAAGAAUCAGUGGCGCCAGUCAGAGGCAGAGCCCCCAAGGUUCUGGUGUUGGCUCCGACCAGGGAGUUGGCCAUCCAGGUUGCUAAGGACUUCAAAGACAUUGCCAAGAAGCUGGCCAUCACCUGUUUCUAUGGAGGCACAUCGUACAACCCUCAGGUCGAUUUUAUUCGCAACGGCAUCGAUAUCCUGGUUGGAACCCCGGGUCGUAUCAAGGACCACAUCCAGAACAACAAACUUGACCUGACCAAACUCAAACACGUUGUUCUGGAUGAAGUGGACCAAAUGUUAGACAUGGGAUUUGCCGAACAGGUUGAAGAGAUUCUGGCCUUAUCGUACAAAAAAGAUGGUGAGUCCAAUCCUCAGACUCUGCUGUUUUCAGCCACCUGCCCUCCCUGGGUUUAUGAUGUGGCAAAGAAGUACAUGAGGCCCGAGUGCAAACACAUCGACCUGAUUGGCAAGAAAACACAAAAAGCAGCAACAACUGUGGAACAUCUGGCCAUCGCUUGCCACUGGUCACAGCGCGCCGCCGUGAUCGGCGACGUCAUCCAGGUUUACAGCGGCAGACACGGCAGAACCAUCGUGUUUUGUGAGACGAAGAAAGAAGCCAACGAGCUGGCCUUGAAUGCAUCCAUCAAACAGAGCACACAGUCCCUCCACGGAGAUAUUCCUCAGAAGCAGAGAGAAAUCACACUGAAGGGUUUCAGAAACGGUCUGUUUGAAGUUCUCGUGGCCACCAACGUGGCAGCCCGUGGAUUAGACAUCCCUGAGGUCGACCUGGUGGUCCAGUGUUCUCCACCCAAGGAUGUGGAGUCCUACAUCCAUCGUUCAGGUCGUACAGGUCGGGCAGGCAGGACCGGAGUCUGCAUCUGUUUUUACCAGAGGAAAGAAGAGGACCAGCUGCGCUAUGUGGAAAACAAAUCGGGAAUUACAUUCAGGAGAGUUGGUGUUCCAACAGCCAAUGACAUCAUCAAGUCAUCCAGCAAGGACGCUGUCAGGUUUCUGGACUCUGUUCCAGUCACGGCCAUCGGAUACUUCAGAGAUUCGGCCCAGAAGCUGAUUGAUGAGAGAGGAGCCCUCGACGCCUUGGCCGCGGCUCUGGCUCACAUUUCAGGAGCCACGAGUUUGGAGCAGAGGUCCCUGCUGUACUCAGAUGCUGGUUACACCACCAUACAGUUGGAGUGUUCUCAGGAGAUGCACAAUCUGGGCUACGCCUGGAAGACCAUCAAGGAGCAACUGGGCGAAGCGUUUGAGAACCACAUCCACAGAAUGACUUUCCUCAAAGGCAGAAAGGGCGUGUGUUUUGACAUCCCAGUUGACAAGGUCAAAGAGGCUCAGGAGAACUGGAAGGACGGUCGUCGUUGGCAGUUCACCGUCGCCACAGAACUCCCAGACCUGGAGGAGAAGCCAAACCGCGGCGGAGGUUUUGGAGGCGGUCAGCGUGGGGACAGGAGAGGAGGAGGUUUCAGAGGAGGAAGGGGGCGCUUUGGCAGCGGGUCCUUUGGCGGCGGCGGUGGUGGUCGUGGUCGUGGUGGCAGAGGCGGUCGGUCGUUUAACAACAGAGGUGGACAGAAACGUAGCUUCAGCCAAGCCUUCGACCACUGAAGUGUGAGAAGCUGUGGACUGGUGAAACUGAUUCCGGCUCGUCAGAGCCCGCAGUUUUUCUCAUUGGCCGACAGUGAUGUUGCUUUAAAAUGUGGCAAGUGGAAACAUAUAUGGAGAAAGGGGUUGUAGGCUAUCGUGCACUUGUAGGGGAAUAAUAAUUAUAUCAAAACGUGUUUUCACGAAGCCACAUUUAUCUGGUCGUCUGUGUGCCAUAUAUGAACGCAGUACCGCUGGACGCCACAUGUUUCUUUAGAUGAAAUACCUCAUGAAAAACUUGCGAAAUCUAGUUAUUAAUAAUUAAGCAACAACUGGUAUUAUGUUAUUUAAAGAGUUGAAAACGGGCCGGUAACGCUUCUGUCACAUGUCAAUAUGAAGUUAAACGUUCCGUACAUUCCGUACGUUAAGGUUUAGCUACAAAUGUUGCCCCUUUUUUUUUGGGCAUUUGGGAAAUAUUAGCGAUAAACCGACUCUGACUCUGGUUCAGAGUCGGAGUCGAGUUAAUGUGUGAUGUGGAACUUCCAACUACAACGGGUGACUUUUUGAGCGUGUAUCAUCCUGAAGGUGAACUUUAGCCCGUGAUAUGAGGCACCGUGUUUCUGCUCCACUCUCACGGAAAAUGGUGUUUUAAUGGAUGUUCACCUUUACAGUUGUGCAGUUCGCCCUCGACAGAAACCUCUCGCACCCCCCACCCCCAACAACACCCCCCUCCUGAAAAAUAUUUUGGAUGAUUGCUUUGCAAUUGCCUCUGUUAAAUAUCUGUGUCUUCUGCUUCCAUUCGUUUGAAUGAAACGACUUGUUCAUUAAAGAAAGGUCAACUCAG